Porites evermanni is the source of this 1137-nucleotide messenger RNA. NCBI's taxonomy places the organism in Eukaryota, Metazoa, Cnidaria, Anthozoa, Scleractinia, Poritidae. The record is from the annotation of a GenBank genome assembly.
AUGAAAAAGCAGAAAGUUCGUUUUGAAGCUUUUCGCCACAGUAUCAAAUGUCCUAAAUGCGGUGAGAAAAUACGUAAAGCUGACGAAGAGCAUCAUCUUGUGUACGAGUGCACAAAACAGUUCGUUCACUGUAGAUUUUGCGAAAUUGUGUUGCCAAGAGAAAUUGCAAAUGAUCAUGAAAAUUAUUGCGGCUCGAAAACGGCUAUUUGCAAGAGCUGUGGUGAUCAUGUGAUUGUUAAAGAUUUUGAUUAUCAUAGAAAAUUUUGUGAAGGCGAUAAUACUACUCUCCCAUGCGAGUUUUGCAAAAUGCUUGUGCCAGCUCAUGAGCUUGUUUGGCAUCAGAGAAAGUGUCUUCAGCAAGGUGGCCUGGUUGAUGAAAAUUUCAUGCGUAAAGAAUAUAACGGCGAAGGUCUUCGACAAUCCACAAACAAUCCGAACGGAAACCGAGGGAGUGUUUUAUUUGAAACACAAGAGAGAGAUGAAAUAAGAGAGGAAAGAGCGAAGGAAGAAUUCGACGAGGCAGAUCGAAGGGUUGAUCGAGUCAGCGAAACACGUGCCAAGGCAGCGAGAGAAAGCAUCAUCAUUGUAGCGUUGCCUUGUGAGAUAUGCGGAGAACUCUGCCCUUCUGACAGACUAAUGGAUCAUCAGAUAGAAUGUCAAAGGGAGAGGGAAAUUACGAUCGAAAACGACCCUGACGAGUCACUACACGCUUCGCCCAGGACAUUUGAUUCUGUGUUUACCAGACACGACUACGCAGAAAAAUCGGGCGUGAGGUACUUUGAAGUUCGAAGAAGCUAUAGCCCAACAAUAGAAUUUACAGAUGAUGAUGUAUCAUUGGAGAGUGAUAUUGGUUUUGGAUCCGGCUCGAGGGACCAGCGAAAGUCGACUAACUCUCCUCCGUCAAUGCAAGAGGGAUUCACCACUGAACGCGACUCUAGUGCGUCUGGUGUAAGCCUCAUAGAAUAUCAGCGAGGUUAUAGUCCUGAGAUGAACUUUGAAGCGGAAACUGAACCGGAAUUAUUUAUGCCUAAUUUUCCGACAUUUUGUCUCUCUCUAGAGGAGUCACAUUUGCACGAACGCGGUGAUUCUUCAAGAUUCAACCAAGUGGAAAGCCGUUUUAGGGAGGAAGGAAAGUGA